CCGGAAGUUCCCGCGUGUGGCAAGACUCGGUUCUCGCACUUUUCCCAAUGCGCAUCGCUGCCCAGAAUUUGAAGGCCGCUGGCCAUCUCGUCCGUCCACGGCUGGCUGCCACGGUCCCACGCUUGGUCGCAGUUCAGUCGUCCCGUGGACUUGCCGAUUCGCGACCUCCACCAACAGAAAAGGCGAAUGCUAUCCUCGACUCAAUUCCAGGUAAUUCCCUUGUGAGCAAGACCGGGACCGUAAUACUUGGGACCGGUGCCGUUGCGACAGCUAUUUCGCAAGAGCUCUAUGUGGCCACGGACGAGACGGUGCUUCUCAUUGGUACCCUUGCAGUAUUCACUUUCAUUGUUCGAGCCAUGCGCGAGCCCUACAAGGAAUGGGCUGAGGCUAAUAUUAAUCGUAUCAAAGACAUCCUCGAGUCGACAAGGGCCGAGCACACCAGAGCUGUCACAGAACGUAUUGACUCUGUAAAACAGAUGAAGGACGUUGUCGAUGUUACCAAGGCUCUUUUUGCCGUUUCAAAAGAGACUGCUAAACUUGAGUCUGAAGCUUUUGUCUUGAAGCAGCAAGUUGCUCUUGCUGCCGAGCUCAAGGCGAUUUUAGACUCUUGGGCCCGCUACGAACAACAGAUCAAGGAGAGCGAACAAGCCGAGCUCACUAAGACUGUCAUUGACAAGGUCCUUAAGGCACUUCAGGACGAGAAGGCCCAGAAGGAUAUUCUACUUGGCGCCGUUGCCGAGAUCGAGCAACUCGUCAAGAAUAAGAAAAUUUGACAGCGUUCUAUUCAUGCUUUUCACAAUGUAUUGCAUAGAGAAAUGAAUGCUAUCUAUUCGCCAUCUCGACAA
Molecule: messenger RNA, 845 nt
Organism: Cantharellus anzutake
Lineage: Eukaryota; Fungi; Basidiomycota; Agaricomycetes; Cantharellales; Hydnaceae
Product: putative H+-transporting two-sector ATPase chain b precursor, mitochondrial
Exons: 7
Coding region: 48-773 (241 amino acids)
Biological process (GO): proton motive force-driven ATP synthesis
Molecular function (GO): proton transmembrane transporter activity
Source: RefSeq, a predicted model, not a curated record